UAUGGCGGCGGUGAGGCGGCUGCUGUGGCGCUGCGGGCGGCCCCCACCAGCGCUGCUGAGCCGCGUGUGGCGGCGGGGGCGGCUGUGCUGUUUGCCCGAGCCCAGGAGGCCGCCGCCCUUCGCUCUUCCCUCCGGAUCGUCUUUGCCGCCCUGGGCGCUGCCCCGGCGGGACCUCCAGUUCCUGCUGAAGGGAGAGCCCGCGGGGAGUGGCAACCAGGACAGCCUGGAGGGUGGCGAGGAGGGCGGCGAGGCGGGCGGCGGCGGGAGCGGCCUCCCCGGUGAGGGCUCGGGCGGCGCUCCCGUGGUGACGGCGCUGGCCCCCCUCAUGGUCCCCGAGCACGUCCCACACGUGCCCCUGAUCGCUGUGACUCGCAACCCUGUUUUCCCUCGCUUCAUCAAGAUCAUCGAGGUGAAAAACAAGAAGCUGGUUGAGUUACUGAGGAGGAAAGUCCGCCUCGCCCAGCCCUACGCUGGAGUCUUUCUCAAGAAGGAUGACAACAAUGAGUCAGAUGUGGUGGAGAGCCUGGAUGAAAUCUACCAGACAGGGACUUUUGUCCAGAUCCAUGAAAUGCAGGACUUGGGUGACAGGCUGCGGAUGAUUGUCAUGGGACAUCGAAGAAUUCGCAUUAACAGGAAGCUGGAAGUGGAACCAGAGGAGCCUGAGACCGAGGCCAAGCAGAAACCCCGCAGAAAGCACAAGCAUUCCCAGCGGGAGGCCAGAGAACAGCUGGAAAUCCAGGAGCCAGUGCUGCAGCCCCUGGAAGCUGCCCCAAGUGAGGUGCUAAUGGUCGAAGUGGACAACGUGGCCCACGAGGACUUCCAGACCACAGAAGAGGUCAAAGCUCUCACGGCAGAAAUCGUCAAGACCAUCCGGGACAUCAUUGCCUUGAACCCUCUUUACAGAGAGUCUGUGCUUCAGAUGAUGCAGGCUGGGCAGAGAGUGGUGGAUAACCCCAUUUAUUUGAGUGACAUGGGGGCGGCGUUGACAGGGGCAGAGUCAUAUGAGCUGCAGGACAUUCUGGAAGAAACCCAGAUUCCCAAGCGCCUGUACAAAGCGCUGUCUCUUCUCAAGAAAGAGUAUGAAUUGAGCAAGCUCCAGCAGCGGCUUGGACGGGAGGUGGAGGAGAAGAUCAAGCAGACUCACCGCAAGUACCUCCUGCAAGAGCAGCUGAAGAUCAUCAAGAAGGAGCUUGGCCUGGAGAAAGAGGACAAAGAUGCCAUUGAGGAGAAGUUUCGGGAGCGCCUGACCGAACUGGUGGUGCCCAAGCAUGUCAUGGAGGUGAUAGACGAGGAGCUGAACAAGCUGGGCCUCCUCGAUAACCACUCCUCUGAGUUCAAUGUCACCCGCAACUACCUGGACUGGCUGACAUCCAUCCCUUGGGGCAAAUGCAGCGAGGAGAACCUGGAGCUGGCCAGAGCGCAGGCUGUCCUGGAGGAGGACCAUUAUGGCAUGGAGGAUGUCAAAAAGAGAGUGCUGGAGUUCAUAGCUGUCAGCCAGCUCCGGGGAUCAACUCAAGGCAAGAUCCUUUGCUUCUAUGGCCCGCCGGGGGUUGGCAAGACCAGUAUUGCCCGCUCCAUUGCUCGGGCCCUGAACCGUGAAUAUUUCCGCUUCAGUGUUGGUGGAAUGACUGAUGUGGCCGAGAUCAAGGGACACAGGAGGACCUAUGUUGGUGCCAUGCCAGGGAAGAUCAUUCAGUGCCUGAAGAAGACCAAGACAGAAAACCCUCUGAUCCUAAUUGAUGAGGUGGACAAAAUAGGACGAGGCUUCCAAGGAGACCCCUCCUCUGCACUUCUUGAGCUGCUGGAUCCGGAACAGAACUCCAACUUCUUGGAUCAUUACCUUGAUGUCCCUGUGGAUUUAUCCAAGGUGCUCUUCAUUUGUACUGCCAACGUGACAGAGACAAUCCCAGAGCCCUUGCGGGACAGGAUGGAAAUGAUCAAUGUCUCAGGCUAUGUUGCCCAAGAGAAGCUGGCCAUAGCAGAGAAGUAUUUGGUCCCUCAGGCCCGUGUGCUGUGUGGGCUGGACGAGAGCAAGGCCAGCAUCACGCCUGAUGUGCUGACUGUGCUCAUCAAGCAGUACUGCCGGGAGAGCGGUGUGAGAAACCUGCAGAAGCAAGUGGAGAAGGUGCUUCGGAAAUCGGCAUACAAGAUCGUCAGUGGGGAAGCAGAGAAGGUGGCGGUGACCCCUGAGAACCUGCAAGACUUUGUUGGGAAGCCCAUCUUCACAGUAGAUCGGAUGUAUGACCUGACCCCUCCUGGAGUGGUGAUGGGCCUCGCUUGGACAGCCAUGGGAGGCUCCACCUUGUUCAUUGAAACGUCCCUUCGAAGGCCCAAGGACAAGGAAAGCAAGGAGGGUACCCUGGAAAUCACAGGGCAGCUGGGAGACGUGAUGAAGGAGAGUGCCAAGAUUGCCUACACGUUCGCCCGGGCCUUCCUAAUGCAAAAAGAGCCGGCCAAUGACUUCCUGGUGACCUCCCACAUCCACUUACAUGUGCCAGAGGGAGCCACCCCCAAGGACGGGCCCAGUGCAGGCUGCACGAUAGUAACUGCCCUGCUGUCUUUGGCAAUGAAUCGCCCUGCGAGGCAAAAUGUGGCCAUGACUGGAGAGGUGUCACUGACAGGGAAGAUCCUCCCUGUUGGGGGAAUCAAGGAGAAGACUAUUGCGGCCAAGAGAGCUGGUGUCUCCUGCAUGAUCCUCCCAUCUGAAAACAAGAAGGAUUACUGUGACCUUGCCGAGUUCAUCACUGAAGGACUUGAAGUACACUUUGUGGAGCACUAUAAGGAAAUCUAUGACAUUGUUUUCCCAGAGCUAGCUCCCUCAGGAGCAUAACCUGCUGCUUGGAGCCACUUCUGGAUGGGGCCCGGCCUGACCUGUCUUCUCGAUCCCAUGCUGGGAGGUUUGGGCUGGACAGAGUGGCUGGAACUGCUGCUGUGUAGCGACUGCUCCCUAGCUGUGGCUUGGUUUGCUAGUGCUUGUGUCUCUGAGAAGCAUUUUCCACACCAAAUAUUGAAUUAUGAGAUGUUAAUUAAAACAGGACUGUGAAAUUCUAGACAACA
Eublepharis macularius is the source of this 3057-nucleotide messenger RNA. RefSeq names its product lon peptidase 1, mitochondrial (gene LONP1). The transcript has 18 exons. NCBI's taxonomy places the organism in Eukaryota, Metazoa, Chordata, Lepidosauria, Squamata, Eublepharidae. The coding region runs from base 2 to 2830 and encodes 942 amino acids. Gene Ontology annotation, biological process: mitochondrion organization; chaperone-mediated protein complex assembly; protein quality control for misfolded or incompletely synthesized proteins. Gene Ontology annotation, cellular component: mitochondrial matrix. Gene Ontology annotation, molecular function: single-stranded DNA binding; ATP-dependent peptidase activity; ATP binding. The record is from RefSeq and is a predicted model, not a curated record.